Messenger RNA from Acipenser ruthenus (sterlet), 2780 nucleotides. Its product is annotated as calreticulin-like. Gene Ontology annotation, molecular function: calcium ion binding. Gene Ontology annotation, cellular component: endoplasmic reticulum membrane; endoplasmic reticulum. Gene Ontology annotation, biological process: protein folding. The transcript has 9 exons. Bases 216 to 1460 code for a protein of 414 amino acids. NCBI's taxonomy places the organism in Eukaryota, Metazoa, Chordata, Actinopteri, Acipenseriformes, Acipenseridae. The record is from RefSeq and is a predicted model, not a curated record.
GCCAAUGGGAGGCAGCCAUCUGUUGUGAGCGGAGAGGAGAUCCCAUCUGCACUGUUAUCGGCUGAAGCGGUCCAUAAAGCAGGAUUUCACAGAAGAGGAGAAAGAGUUGCACGUAUAUUUUAAAAUAAUCUAUUCAUAAAUAUAUAUUGUAGUUAUAGAUAGCUAUACUAUAUCCUAAUUAAUAAAAUAAGAGUGAACCAAUUUAAACAAAAAAAAUGAAAGCGUUAGUGAUAGCGGCCUUUUUGGCUGUGGCGUGUGCAGACCCCAAAGUGUAUUUGAGGGAGCAGUUCGAUGAUGGGGAUGAAUGGAAGAGCCGGUGGGUUGAAUCGAAACACAAGUCGGAUUAUGGGAAGUUUGUUCUGACGGCUGGAAAAUUCUACGGGGAUGCAGAGAAAGACAAAGGCUUGCAGAGCAGCCAGGAUGCCAGAUUCUACUCCAUGUCGACAAGGUUUAAUUCUUUCAGCAACGAAGGGGAAACCCUGGUCAUUCAGUUCACAGUGAAACAUGAGCAGAGCAUUGACUGUGGGGGCGGCUACAUCAAACUCUUCCCAGGAGAACUGAACCAAGAGGAAAUGCAUGGGGAAUCCAGCUACAACAUCAUGUUCGGUCCAGAUAUCUGCGGACCAGGAACCAAGAAGGUUCAUGUGAUCUUCAACUACAAGGGAAAGAACCACUUGAUCAACAAGGAUAUUAGAUGCAAGGAUGACGAGUACACUCAUUUGUACACUCUGAUCGUCCGCCCUGACAACACCUACGAAGUGAAAAUCGACAACAAGAAGGUGGAGUCUGGCAGCCUGGAGGAGGACUGGGACUUCCUGCCCUCCAAGAAGAUCAAGGACCCUGAAGCCACGAAGCCGGACGACUGGGACGAGAGGGAGAAGAUUGAUGACCCCGAAGACUCCAAGCCCGAGGACUGGGACAGAUCUGAGCACAUUCCUGACCCUGAUGCCAAAAAGCCAGACGACUGGGAUGAAGAGAUGGACGGUGAAUGGGAGCCCCCUAUGAUCACAAACCCGGAAUACAAGGGCGAGUGGAAACCACGCAAGAUUGAUAACCCUGACUACAAGGGCAAAUGGGUGCACCCUGAAAUUGACAACCCAGAGUACACCCCCGAUUCCAGCAUUUACAAGUACGACAGCAAUGGUGUCCUGGGGCUUGACUUGUGGCAGGUGAAAUCGGGAACAAUCUUUGACAACUUCCUCAUAACAAAUGACGAAAAGUUUGCCGAAGAAGUUGGCAAUGAAACUUGGGGUGUAACCAAGGACCCCGAGAAAAAAAUGAAGGAGGCUCAGGAGGAAGAGGACAGGAAGAAGCGUGAGGAGGAUGAGAAGACCAUGAAGGAUGAAAUAAAGGAUGAGGGGGAAGGGGAAGAAGAGAAAGAGGAGGAUGAGGAGGACGACGAGGACGAAGAAGAAGAAAACGAGGAGGAAACAGACUCUAACCUGAAGGAUGAGUUGUAAUCCCAGAGUGUGCAAAGAGACACCCUGCCUAUUAUGAGCCAAUCUGGCGGGGCUGUGUGGACAUUCCUUAUACUUUUCAAGCAGGAUGAGGGGAGGUGGCAUCAUUCCACUUGGGCAUGAAAAACAUAAAACAAAUAUCAGAAGCCUUGGAGGAGGGUUUACCAAGGAAAACAAAUGUGGGUUUUUCAAGCCUAGGUUAACUUUUCACCUUUUCUGCUGAAUUAGCUAAACAAAUCCUUCCUUGUUCGAUAAGAACGCGCCUUGAGAUAGAAGCAGGUUUCUCCAUUGUGUUACGCCUUCAUGGUUAUUUUCUUAUUAGCCAUUAUCUAAAUGCUGGUUGUAAACCCCACUGGAGAAACCCCCCUUCCCCCACCCUAUUAGAUUUCAUUGACCAUAUGAUUUUAUUUUUUAUGUUUUUUGUUGUUUUGCAGGGCAAUUGCAAAAUAGAGGAAAUUGCUGUGACCUGCUCUAACCAAUGCCUCAAGUAAACCAUGCAGGUAGCAAACUAAAUGCCCAUCAUUAAUUAAGAGUCAGGGGUAAAAAUGGUAGCUUGGGCAAUGUUUUAUAAAUGCCAGUUGAGCACACAUUUGGCCAGUCUUUUCUAGUGCAUGUGUUUGUUACCCUGUCUAGUGCUGCUCACCCUCCAUGCUGACACUGUACAAAUUUGGUCUGAAUAGUAAACUUUGUCUUCUGAAUCGCAUUACCAAUGUCAUGUGCAUAGCUCUGUAAAUGUACAGUCUGUCACUAUUCGUGCUGAUAGAAAAGCUUAAUAUGAAGUGAUCAAAGCAUGACCAUGUUUAGUGGCGUGAGAGGAGCCGGUGAUCAUGUUUUUAAAUGGCUGAUUGUGUUCCUCUGCUAGUGCAAGCCCGUGUGUGUGUUGUGUGCGUUUUUUUGUUUUUUUUUUAAUGAAAAUUGUUCACUAUUUUGAAUUGUUUUUGGAAGUACCACCGAGCCACUGGUAGCGAAAGGGGGCACAUAUUAGGCUGUAAAGAGUGACUGCUAAAUCUCAAUUACUUUGUGAGUCAUGCCAAGUGAAUGUUGGAGGGUUUGUCCUGUUUUAGAAUGACCAUCCUUUAUUAAUGAAAAUAACAACAUUGCAAAUAAUUUACAAUGUGAAUUUGCACUGCUGUACAUUCAUACAAUCUUAAACUUGUCAAUAAACAAGAGUAGUUUUAUUUUCAUUUUGUUUUUUUAUAUAUUUUGUACUGUGUGUAGCAGGCGUUUUUCCCCCUUUCUCUCAGCUGUUGUACAAAAAGAUCUUGUAUGCAAAACAAGUUAAUGUACAGUGAUAAAUUAAAAAAAAUAAAUGUUAAAAUGAAA